Molecule: messenger RNA, 3324 nt
Organism: Cyclospora cayetanensis
Lineage: Eukaryota; Apicomplexa; Conoidasida; Eucoccidiorida; Eimeriidae
Product: kinesin-like protein KIN-14M
Exons: 20
Coding region: 1-3324 (1107 amino acids)
Biological process (GO): microtubule-based movement
Molecular function (GO): microtubule motor activity; microtubule binding; ATP binding
Source: RefSeq, a predicted model, not a curated record
AUGGGGGUCUUUGACGCUGGACUCGGGUGGGCUGCCCCUACAGGGGCCCCCACUGGCCUCCUCGAGGAGGAGAGCUCAGCAAAAGGGCCCCCUCUGGAGGAAAGUUUGUCCAAGCGUGGGGAUGAGGGAGAGGGCUGUUCGCUGGCGGCUGCGAGGGAGGAAAGCCACGCAGAGAGAGUCACACCCAUGAGGAGCCCCCAGCUAAGUUCUUCUGGAGAUCCUCGCGAUUCAGUGGCGUUAAACUCCCCAGAAGGAGAGAAAGCUCAGGACCAGGAGGAAGUCUCGCUUGUCAAGAGGCCCAGUAAGGGAGCUCGGUUUGCGGAGACACCCGAGGAGGUGUCCCUUUCGAUUGGUGUCGAGACGAGCCCUGCCAGCCGCACUGUUAAAGUGCUGAUCUCUGAUAAAGCAGCCACGUACAGCGACGGCAUAUCUAGUGGAAGAAAGAGCAUCAGAAUUCCAAACAUGCUUGCUCAGGAAGUCGCUGGGGGGGAUGCUCAGUUGUCGCGUUUGCCUGUUUGUGGGUUGAACGGACUAGAUGACCUCGAGGUGCCACGCAAAAAGAUUGAGGUAGUGUCUUUCUCGGAGGGGCGAGUAGUAGACUCCGCAGUGAUGGCUAGGGAGGGCCUCGUUGUCACUGACAAAAAAAGCUUCAUUCCUACAGAAGCGGCUAAGGCAUACAUCAGCAGCCUCAUUCAAGAGUUCGACAGAGUGAAGAAGCAGGCAAGCAAGCGAAAGCCCCGUCACAACACUGUUCAACUUCACGGAUGCACACCAAACCGACCAUCUUUAGAGGCCUGUGGACGCCAAAGCUCCCAACUGGCGACGAUGCAAGAAAUGGAGUGGCAUUUUCGAAUGGUGGAAGAUGCGACUCGGAGGCGCGCGGCCAAGCAGGUGGAAACUCUUCGUCGGACUGCGGUGAGCAAGUGCACGAUGCUGCUCAAGAAACUACAGAGCACGAAGGCGCGCCUCGAGUUCUACGAGCAGGAAAACAACGAGCUGCAUAAAAAUUUUGAGGAGAGGGUCCAAGAGUUUAAGGAACAAAUGCCCAAGACUAUGCAAGAGCUCGAUGCGCAGUGGCAAGGAAGGAUUGAGGAGCUUCGGGAUGUGAUUUUUAGCAGCCAGUCUGAGCUAGAGGUCCUAAAAGAGCAGCAGGAUGAUCUGAUGCAGAACCUGGAAGAAUUCAUGAGCUUGUUGGGUGCCCACGUCCCUGAAGUCAGCAGCGUCAAGCAGAAAGUGGAGGCCUUUGCCGCAGCUCUCCGCGGCAAGCUGCAACAACACCAGCAGCAGGAUAUCAAAUUUACUCUGAGUCUCAUGAUUGAAAGGACAGGUACCGCGGCUGGCAGAAAGCUGUCCGAAGGAGAACUGCAAGAGCAGCGAGGAAUCCGAGAGCUUGAGGAACGCCUGCAAGCUCUCUCCAACCAAGUGCAAGCUCUUAAAGAUGAAAAUCACAAUCUGCAAAUAGCGCUUGUGAGCAUGGAGGAAGUGGCGAAAAAAGGCGAGUCGCUCAUGUGGCUUGAAGAAUGUUUUAGCGCUUGCGCAGGGGGAAGGGCCCAAGGUGGAGGCGGAGCAGGCAUAGGAGCGUCAACAGUACAAAUACUGAACCAAGCAAAAGAGAAGAACAAACAGUUAGAGCAGCAGGUAGCAGCGCUACAGAAAAAGCUAAAAGAAUGCGAGGCUGCUCGUGCAAAGGGCGGUUCCUCGAACAAUCAGCAGAUGAAGGCGCUCGAGCUGCAGCUUAAGGAGGCAGAAGCAGACAAACGCAGGGAGCUCAAACUGCUGGAGCAGAAGCUAACCAAAAGCAGCGAGGGUGCAGCUGCCGAUGCGAAAAAACUCGAGGCUCAGCUCCACAGACAGACGGAGAGGGCAGAAAAAGCAGAGUCGCAAUUGGGCUCUGCUACCAGCGAGCUCAAAGACGUACAGGCCAAGUAUGACGCGCUCGCCAAGGAAUUCGCGGAUUUGCAGAAACAGCUGGCAGAUGUACAGGGGCUGACAGCUGAAGUGUUGCAGCUCCAGGCCACAGCAGCGCAACAGAGCGGCAUGAUCAAGGAACUAGAAGCCUCCUACCAGGCGGAGAAGAAGCUUCGGAAGAAGUAUUACAACGAGAUCGAAGAUAUGAAGGGGAAAAUUCGCGUCUUCUGCCGCGUCCGGCCAUUCGCAAAGUACGAAGUGGAAAAGGGCUGCUCACGGAGUGUUGAGGUCAUCGACGAAUACUCCGUCAAAGUCGCCGCUCCAAAGGGAGAGAAGGAGUUUACCUAUGACAGAGUCUUCUCUGGAGAGAGCACUCAGGAGGAAGUUUACGAGGACACCGAACGACUCAUUCAGUCCGUCAUCGACGGCUUUAAUGUAUGCAUCUUCGCUUACGGCCAGACGGGCUCUGGAAAGACCUUCACCAUUCAAGGCAACACUAAUUAUCCCGGAAUUGCGCCGAGAGCCAUCAAGGGGCUCUUCACGCUCCUCAAUUCACUCAACCCCCAAAAGUUUAAAUUCGAGACACACAGUUAUAUGUGCGAGCUUUACAACAACCAGCUGGUUGAUCUAUUGGCCCCACCUGAGGUGAAGAAGAAUCCUCCGCCACUAGAAAUAAAGAAAGACAACACAGGUAUUGUGAUGAUACACGGGAUCACGUUGAGGAAGGUAACUUCAUCAGAAGCUUUAGAAAAGAUAUUUGAAUACGGGCUGACCGCCAGACAUGUUAGUGGCACUGCCAUGAACGCGGAAAGCUCUCGAUCGCACUUAAUUUUCGCCGUCAUCGUUAAAAUCGAGGACUUACUCGAAGAAAAAUUCACUAUGGGCAAACUGUCACUUAUUGACCUCGCUGGAUCGGAACGCGUCUCCAAAAGUGGUGUCACAAAGGAGCGGUUGCUUGAAGCAAGGGAAAUCAACAAAAGUCUCACGGCUCUAGGUGACGUCAUUUCUGCUCUUUCCAACGGUGAAACUUUUAUUCCAUACAGGAACCACAAGCUCACGCAAGUGAUGAGUGACUCACUUGGAGGCACCGCUAAGACGCUGAUGUUCGUCAACAUAAGUCCAGCAGAUUACAACACCGAUGAAACAGUCACGUCUCUUAUGUAUGCAUCGCGUGUAAAGCUCAUCACCAACGAGUCAACCAAACAAGUUGAGUCCAAGCAAAUUGUAAAACUGAAAGAGAGAGUAAAGAAGCUAAGCAAUGCUCUAGAAAAGGCGAAGCGGGGAGAAACCGUAGACUACUCCGUGCUAAAGGAAGCACAAGGUAAUUUUCCCGAGACAGAUGAAGGCCACCCUGACCAUGAACCAAUCAAGGAAGAUGACUCGAACCUCGACGAGCCGCAGGAUUUGACCUUUUAG